This is a messenger RNA of Suillus bovinus, 846 nucleotides long. RefSeq lists its product as uncharacterized. The transcript is spliced from 4 exons. The record is from RefSeq and is a predicted model, not a curated record. Bases 1 to 846 code for a protein of 281 amino acids. Lineage: Eukaryota; Fungi; Basidiomycota; Agaricomycetes; Boletales; Suillaceae.
AUGUCAGCUCGCCAAAUCGACAAGAUCCUCUCCUACUGGGGUAUCACCCUUGCUGUCCAUCACGACAAUCCACUGUUUGCUGACCACAAAGACCUAUACGACACUAUUGAUGCAACACCAUUAGGCGACGUUGCAUGGCAAAGCUUCUCCCUCGAGUUCAAUGGUGAGAAAUCUGCAGAAGACCGUCCACUUUGGAUGCAACAGUCGUAUGAUGUUUGGUUCUGGGACCCUCAUGCCAUCGUGCAGAACAUGCUUGCAAAUUCAGACUAUGACGAAAUUGCACAAGACCCGCAAACACAUGGUGCAGCCUUCAUUCCCAUCAUCCUAGGUAGUGACAAGACAACGGUGUCUGUUACUACAGGUCAAAAUGACUACUAUCUGCUCUAUCUCUCAAUUUGGAAUGUUCACAACAAUGUUCAGUGUGCGCAUCGCGAUGCCUUGGUUCUGGUCGGAUUUAUGGCAAUCUCCAAGACAAACAAAAAAGGAAUCAAUGAUCCUGCAUUCCACAAGUUCAAGAAGCAGAUGUUUCACUCCUCACUUUCAAAAAUCCUCGCCAAUCUCAAACCUGGAAUGACAACUCCAGAAGUUACGUGGUGUGGUGAUGGCCACUACCGCCGUGUUAUUUAUGGACUGGGACCCUACAUCGCAGACUACGAAGAGCAAGUAGUACUGGCAGGUAUUGUCAAAAAUUGGUGCGGAAGAUGUCUUGCAUUUCCUACGAGUCUUGAUGAUGGAGGUGUUUCUCGGUCACACGAGCAUACUGAUGCCCUUGUAGAAUUGGUUAGUUUUGGUAUACUCUGGGACGAGUAUGGUAUUAUUGGCGAGCUAGUGGUAUGUCCUCCCUAG